This is a messenger RNA of Archocentrus centrarchus (flier cichlid), 1909 nucleotides long. RefSeq names its product pancreatic and duodenal homeobox 1 (gene pdx1). The record is from RefSeq and is a predicted model, not a curated record. The coding region runs from base 597 to 1349 and encodes 250 amino acids. Gene Ontology annotation, molecular function: RNA polymerase II cis-regulatory region sequence-specific DNA binding; DNA-binding transcription factor activity, RNA polymerase II-specific. The transcript has 2 exons. Gene Ontology annotation, cellular component: nucleus. Gene Ontology annotation, biological process: type B pancreatic cell differentiation; regulation of transcription by RNA polymerase II. NCBI's taxonomy places the organism in Eukaryota, Metazoa, Chordata, Actinopteri, Cichliformes, Cichlidae.
CACCAGAGUUUCCAAGACAACUGUCUCUCCACGCAAGGCUCUUAUCUGGCAGGUCAACCAAUGUUUGCGCCCAUACAUAUCGAUUAAUCAACCUCAGUUUGCAGACAAGAGAUAUAUCCAUAUAAAACGUCGAUCGUUGCAGUGUUUGAGGACAAUCCAGCAUGGUCUGCGCGAGAAACGUGCUCCUAUUAGGCGCUCUAGAUUAAUACCUCCCUCUUUACCCCACAUGUAGAGACAACAGUUGCACGGUCACCUGUUGCUGUUGCGGUCGGGGGCACAGUUGGAUGCCAGGUAAACCUUGCGGUAUUUACAGAGUUGCAUUGAUUUACGCACUGGCACCAAUUUACUGAAAAACUCCCACAAACUGCAGAAUAUCCUGGAAACUGGGAGCUAUCAGUCUGCCGUUUUGAGCAAACAGUGAAACCAAUGGCUUGGGCGCUGCGGGGUCACAUGGUGACAAAGUGACACACCUGUGUGGAGCCGUAAGGGCCUCGCAGUUGCGCCAGAGGCAGGUAGAGCUGAAGGUCCACGCCGAGGUAGGGCGCAGGUACGGAGGUGUGCGCAAACGGCCCCGCAGCCACGGGUCCUCUCCAGCCAUGAAUCGGGACGGUCAUUAUUAUUCCUCACAGGUUUUUAAAGACUCAUGCGCGUACCAGAGAUCACAGGCUGAUGACUACAGCCACAGCCCGCCACCCUGCCUCUACAUGAGCAGACCGGUCCACUCCGUCUACACACCGUCGUCCAUGGGAGCCUUGGAGCAGGCCGGCCUUCCUGACAUUGCCCCUAGUUACAGUCUACCGAAUAUCCGGGAAGAUCCUGGCGUCCCUCAGCUCCACCACCACCAUCAGCAGCCCCUCCAGCAGCCUCCAGAUUACAGUGACGCUGGGGAACAGAGCAGAUAUCACCUCCCAUUCCCCUGGAUGAAAACCACAAAAUCCCACUCACACACCUGGAAAGGACAGUGGGCAGGGUCUUACGUGAUGGCGGAGAAUGAGGAAAACAAACGCACGAGGACUGCGUACACGCGCGCCCAGCUGCUGGAGCUCGAGAAGGAGUUCCUGUUUAACCGCUACAUCUCGAGGCCGCGACGCGUGGAGUUGGCGCUGACCCUGAGCCUCACUGAGCGCCACAUCAAGAUCUGGUUCCAGAACAGGCGCAUGAAGUGGAAGAAGGAGGAGGACCGGAGGAGGGCGAGGGGGGCUGACCCGGACCAGGACUCCUCCAUCACCUCUGGUGACCAGGGGGAGGCCGCAGGAGGGGUUUCCUCCUCAAAUGGACCUCACACCACCACACCCCCCAUAUCCCCUCUGCACGGGCUCUCCGCAUCUGGCUCUAGAGAGAGCGCAUAGAUCCAGGGAUACUCUUAAGCCUGGGACCUGAAGUCAUAUUUAAGGGAUCAUUUUACUUUUGAUGGAAACUCAAAUCCACAUUUUAGGAGAGCAUUUAAAAAAAAAAAAAAGGUUGAGAGUCAUUAUUGGGGAAAAAACUCUACAUUUAAGGUGUGAGGUGGCAUUUUUGUAAAGUGCUCAUUUGUAGGGACGCCCCUCUCUGAAUUUACUCUUGGACCACCACAAGCCCCCGACUGGAUUUUACAACCUGUCGUUUCUGAACGUAUUUAGUGACAUUUCUUCAUGCUGAUCAUGAAAACAUUCUCUGAGAUAUGUUCAGCACCAGAUGGCAAAGACCAUCUUUCUGCAACAACUCUCACACCGGUUCAGGCUUUGCAGUGAAUUGUUAUUCACCUCAGCAGGCGACAGACCACAGUCAUGUUUAUGAAUGCGUGUUUUUCAUACAUCUGUGUCCGCUUGUAUAUACAUUAAGCUGUAUUUAUGGGGAUUGUUAAUCAGAAUCAAUGAUCCACUUGUUUUAUUGAUUGAAGAAUUUAUGAACACAUUUCGAAUAAAAAAUA